This is a messenger RNA of Pimephales promelas (fathead minnow), 4035 nucleotides long. It is a transcript of the gene wscd1a, whose product is annotated as WSC domain sialate O sulfotransferase 1a. The record is from RefSeq and is a predicted model, not a curated record. Gene Ontology annotation, molecular function: sulfotransferase activity. Lineage: Eukaryota; Metazoa; Chordata; Actinopteri; Cypriniformes; Leuciscidae.
CUUAAAAACAGCUGGGCUCUUACGUGCGUUCACACAGAGAAACGUGGGACUGCAAAGCAAAGGGGACACGGCAACGGAUUUAGAUGAGGAUUAUCGCUGUUAUAGUGGUUUCACAGCUAUAAAAAAUGCAAGAGGAUUAGUGGCAAACAUCAAGAGGAGCAAAAUAGCAAAACAGAGUGAGAAAGCGAGAUACGGCUCGCCUCAGAGAUGAAAGAGAUGCUCGUGUUCACGAAGAGACAUUCAACCCAAGGAAAUCUCUGAAAUACAUUUAAUGUGCUACAAGAUUUGUAUUCUUUUCUACCGAGGGGUAGUUAAUGAAGGUUCCCCGAAGUCUUUGAGGCGUAAGAGCUCAGAGUACAUUCUGCCACAAGUACUUCUGUCAUCUAGGGGAUGUAACGCCACACUAAAGUUUUCACUUAAUCCUCUCACAGCAUGAAACUGUAGAAUACAUUUUUCUUCACUAACUUGGAAGGAGGGCAACAUGGCAAAGCCCUUCCACAGGCUUCAGCGCUUUUUACGACGGACUCAGCUACUCUUCUUCUUCCUUGGCGUCGCCUACAUUAUGGCUGGAAGUGUUCUUCUUCUGCAGAGACAUGGAUUGGUGGUGUCACAGCGUGGGACAAGCAGUUACUUUCCAUUACCGUCUUUGCCGUCUCCUCCCAGGUCCCUGGAGGCGCCUGCCCUCUGGACAAGAUAUGGAAUAAUGAGUGCACGGCUCAACGGCAAGGGGAUGGGACACCAAAGCGGUUUGUCCGAAGACAAUGCUGGACCACAAUGGCUGACCUCACGAAACCAGGAGAUCCGACAUCUGAGACGCCGCUGGUUCCACAGCCUCAUGUCCGAACAGAAGUCUAGAGUGGAGAAAGUGCUUCCGAAGAGAAAAAUCCGACACAAAGGCACUUAUAUCGGCUGCUUUCUGGAUGAUGCCAAGGACCGGGCACUCAAAGGGAUGGUGUUCUAUGACUUCCGGAAAAUGACCAGCACCUUGUGUCAGGACACCUGCAUGGAAAGCGGAUACCAGUUCGCUGGCCUUGAAUAUGGGACUGAAUGUUACUGUGGCAACCGCAUAACAAGUGCUCGGAUGAAAGAAGAGGAGUGUAACUUGGACUGCAAAGGCGAGAAGGGCUCCAUCUGUGGAGGUGUGUCCCGUCUGUCCGUUUACAAGGUGGAAGAGGUUCUUCCUGGCCAGCGGAGAUACAGGAACGUGCGCUACCGGGGAUGUUUCAAAAAUCCUGACAAGACGACGGCAGCAUCCCUGGCCCAUGCCGUCCAGCCCAACCUCACGUCCCAAUGGUGCAUCGAAACCUGCAUGGAUCAGGAGUUUCCUCUGGCCCUGGUCAGGAAGCCCGACUGUUUCUGUGGCUAUGCCACCCCUCGCUUCACUCUUCACGAGCCAGUGAAGGAGGAACUUUGUGCUGUGAAAAACAGCAGUCUGCCUAACCAGAGUUCCCAUCAUCUAUUCCUCCAGGUCUAUCAGACACCUGUUCAAGAUUCCAGAUGCACAGAGAAGAAGUUUCUACCUGAGAAGUCAAGUUCACUGGUGGCUCUGUCCAGUUUUCCUGGUGCUGGGAACACCUGGGUGAGGCAUCUGAUCGAGCUUGCCACAGGCUACUACACAGGCAGUUACUACUUUGAUGGCACCCUCUACAAUAGAGGCUUCAAGGGUGAGAAAGAUUACUGGAAGAGUGGACGAACCAUCUGUGUGAAGACACACGAGAGCAGCCAGCGGGAUAUAGAGAUGUAUGACUCAGCAAUACUGUUGAUAAGAAACCCCUACCGCUCACUCAUGGCUGAGUUCAACCGCAAGUGCGCCGGGCACCUUGGUUACGCUUCUGAUCAGCACUGGAAGAGCAAAGAGUGGCCAGAAUUUGUGGGUAGUUAUGCCUCCUGGUGGGCUUCUCACGUAUUGGACUGGCUGCGUUAUGGAAAGAGACUUCUGGUGGUGCAUUAUGAGGAGUUGCAGGAGGCAUUGGUGCCCACAUUACGAUCCAUAACUUCCUUCCUCAAUACCAGUGUCAGUGAAGAGAGUCUUCUCUGUGCUGAGUGCAACAAGGAUGGCCAUUUCAAGCGCUCAGGUGCACGACAUCCCACCUUUGACCCCUUCACCCCAGAUAUGAAACGGCUGAUCGAUGGUUACAUCAGUACUGUGGACCGGGCACUCAGAGCCAGCAACCAUUCUGGCUUGCCACAGGAGUAUCGUCCAAGAUGAUAAGCCCAGAACUUGAGCACAGGAGUGGUCAUCUUGCUCAAUUUUCAACGCUACUACCAUGUCCAGGAGAUAUUUUGAUACGUUUAUUUCCUCACAUAUUGAGGUCGAAAGUAUGCCAUAGGAUGCUGUUCUUCUCUGGUGCGCUUUGGGAUCGUCAUGUUUUAACGGCGAUCUGUAAAGGAGAACAAAGUUCAACACUGGUGAAUAAUUAUAAAGAUUACGUUUGACAACGUAGAUUUAAAACUCAAAAACAUCUCUAGUCGGAAGCUAAAUAAGUUCUCCUUCCUCCUUUGAGAGGAAACUUGAGUGCUUAAUUACUUCAACUACAAGUCAACAAGAGGCCUAAUAAACAACAGGUGUAAUUGCAAGUGAACUAAUCUGACUUGUACUGCAGAUGAUAAUGAUAUGUCUACCACAAUAACAACAUGAUCAUUUUAUUACUAUACAGUGACGUUUUUUUUUUUUUUUGUUGUUGUAGGAACCAGUUAGAAUGUAUGUAAUCUAUUAGCAUAACAGAUGACAUUGGUUUAUACACAUAUUGAAGAAAAGGGUGGACCGAACGUUAUCAAUUGAAACGAGUCAUUGGUUGACUAAAUCGGAAUAUUGAGUGCAACGAGUGGUUAUGGCCCUGAUAGAUGAGAAACGUAAUACUCUGUUAUGAAGAAGCAGAAUAACAAACAUGUUUUUCUUCCAAAGCUUCAAGAUCAAGUAAAUAUGACAUGGCAAACAGACUUAGCAUACAUCAAAGUCAAACAAGUAGUGACUGUCCCCAUCCUUCUAGAUUCCUUCAGAAUGGAAAGGAAGCUUUUAGCUGGACUAGACAAGAUUUGCCUUGCGGAAUGACGCUAGCCUGAUGCUAAUCCUCACAGAGCUGAUUAGCAAGCCACCAGCAUGCUUCAGAUGUGUCUGGAUUAAGCGCUGGUGUAAUACUCUUUUGCACAUUGCCAAACUGGGAUCAGCUGCAUAUUCAGACAAUGUCACUGUAGUGCUAGUGGCAGGAAUCCCACCGGGGGUCUGUUUCUGCAUUCAGUGUAGGCUAAAUACAAAGUCUUCACUGUUGGAGUUAGAUCCAUAAUUUAAUAUCAGUGUUACAUAGAGCGGGAGUGUGUAACUUUAAACAAACUCUCAUCUGUCAUUGGUCUGGAAAACCGACAGUAACACCACCAAACUCACGCCAUUGGUUGAGUCUGUGUUGCUAUGCUGUACUGGGUUGCGUUUCUCGAAAGCAUUGUUAGCCAACUAUGGUCGUAAGUUCCGUCGUUACCAAUAGAGUUCAGUGGAAAUUGCGACUAACAUGCGACCAUAGUUGGCUAACGAUGCUUUCGGGAAACGCACCCCUGGUUGGGAUGUUCAAACAAAAAAGGUCAGUUAUACAGUCCCACAGCCAUACUGUAUACACUUUUGGGGUAAAUCAACUAAUCUUGGAUUAAAAUUCUCUCUUUUAUUCCCCCUCAUGUUGAUCCCAAACCAAUGUUAUUUUAGUAUUAUUUAUGUACUAUUCUAGUAUUUAUUAACAUUUCGAAUUUGCUUUUAAUUUAUUUUUGUAUUUUAGCAAUUUCCGUCAAUUUCAGUUAAUUUCCAAUGCCACAUGUCUAAUUUUGUUUUGUUUUUAAUCUAAUAUUUAAAUUUUAUUUCAUUUAAGCUUUUAUUUCAAUUAAUGAAAACCAUUUUGGAAUGAAAGAUUUUGUAUAUUUAUAUUUAAUGGUUUUAGUUAACAUUAACAACACUGCUUCAAACUGCCAUGACUUUCUUUCUUAUCCAGAACACAAAAGAUAUUUUAAGGAAUUUUGUAACAGUUGUAACAUACAACGUAAGUCAUUGGGGUA